This is a messenger RNA of Glycine soja, 2785 nucleotides long. Its product is annotated as cold-regulated 413 plasma membrane protein 1-like. Lineage: Eukaryota; Viridiplantae; Streptophyta; Magnoliopsida; Fabales; Fabaceae. Gene Ontology annotation, cellular component: exocyst; cytoplasm; membrane. Bases 1517 to 2089 code for a protein of 190 amino acids. The transcript is spliced from 7 exons. Gene Ontology annotation, biological process: Golgi to plasma membrane transport; exocytosis. The record is from RefSeq and is a predicted model, not a curated record.
UUCUUAUUUAAUUAUUCUUUCAUUAAAUAUUUAUGAAAAAAAUUAAGUAAACAGAGACAUACAAAAUAAUAAUUUUAAAAUAAUAAUAUAAUAGGCUUGUAUUGACUUUCAUUAUUCUGGCAAGAACAUAGGUGUCCUGAAAAAUAUUGUUCCCAAGUCUAAAUCCAUAAAAUACAGGGGAACUAUGAAGGCAAUGCUCGAUGCCACUUCAUCUACACUAAAUACUUGUGUUGCGUCUGCUUGAUAUCUUCUUUUAAUUGUAUUAGUUAUUUUUUAGCUGAAAUUUUGCAAGAUGUCAAUUGGAACAUGGAACCAAGAAAUAAACUGUAUGGCAGAACUUAUUUGAGGGUUAAAUAUUAAGACUAUAUGUGUAGAAACCUCAAUUGAAAACAUUUUCUAAUUAAUACUCCACUCACACUUAUUGUGUAUGUUUCUAGCAUUGUAUUGUUAUUUCUGGGAAUGUGAACUUAGGAAUGCUACUACUAGCUGCUGCUAAUGUCCUGAUGCCAAUACUCUAAUAUAAAGGUUUUUGGGAGAAUAGAUUGUUGUUACAUCAGAUUUGUGAUGCUUAGUUCUUUGAGCAAUUUGAUUCAGGUAAUUAGAUAUAGCCAUAAAAAGCCUCAGUUGUCAGUUGUUAAGUGUACUGAACAAAGAACUAUUAUCUUCCUCAAGUUAUUAGCAUUUGCUGAACUUUUGUAGAAAUUUAUGAUAGUGAUAUUUCAGUAGAGAGAGCAGUGUUAUUAAAACAGGUUUGGGUUGGUUGGUGUAACCAGCGGCAGAACUAGUUUGGGUGGCAUAUUACACAAGUUGACCUCAAGAAACAGAGUUAAAGUGGGUUUAGAGGAUCUGAAGAAGGGAGUGAGAGAGAGGAUAUUAAGGGAUGAUGAAAGGCGGCUAUCCUUUUUUUAAAGGAUUCGGGAUGUGGGGAAAAGUAACUAGGAAAUAUCUCCUUUGGAUAUUUUCUUCUUGACCAUGCUUCUUGUGAAACAGUGAAGCCUAAUACUACCUCUUUAUACUCUCUCUCUCUCUCUAUAUAUAUAUAUAUAUGUGUGUGUGCAUGCCUUUCUCCUGUCUGGUCAGGGAUGGAACCAUCAAGCUAAGAUGGAUACAAGUAGAAUUCUGUAGAUAUUUAUAAUUUAUUUUUAGAGAUGGAUAACUCAAGCACUACUGUUUAAUAAGAAAUACCCUUACUUGUUGACACCACUAAAGCUUAGCAUUAAAGAAACUUGAAACAUUCUAUUCAUUGCCUAACUUCUAGACGUGUAAUUUUUAUCAAUUAAUGAAAUUGAAGAUAAAGUUAUCUUAUGAUUUACAAUUUUGGUCUCCACUGUAUGGCUGCCUAGAGUUUAUCAAUUAAAUAAUUAUGGAUCAUGAUGUUUUCCAAUUUCCACACGUUUUGUACAUAUAAGUUUGUCCAUCAAACAACUAGGAACGGUAUGGAGUCUAAUCAAUCAAUUCAUAUUUCAUUUUUGCUUAUCCACUUUGGACUUUGCUUUUUGUGGCCUUUUAGAGGGAAAUGCAGAAAGGAUUUUCCCAUGCACUAGUGAAGAAAGAAGCAUAUUCUCAACUCAACUACCCAACAAAAGGGAUAAGAGACUGUCCGUUGAGACUUGAGAAGGCAACAGUGGAAGAGUAUACAAUGCAUGCAGGUAUGUCUCCAUUUGAGAUGCAAGACAUCUUACUGCCUUCCGGCACAAAUGGUGUUAAAGACCUACACAUUUCGGUUUCUCAUAGUAGUAGCCUAGCUCUCUUUGCUUCUCUAGGAAAGAAAUUAUCAGUGCUCAGCUUGGACAGCGGCAACCUUGUUGUCAAUUAUGACCUACAGUUUAACAGGGGUACAAGUGCCAUGCAACAUUAUGUGGCAACACGUCCAAUGUUCAUUGAUGUGGAAAUAAUGAAUGCAGACACUAAGCUGGUUCUUGGUGACCUGGCUGGCCAAGCUAGUCCUAGUAAUGUUGCUCGUGGGCUUUCCUCCUUGUACAAAGAAAUCACAGAUACUGUUCAUAAAGAAGCUGCAACAAUCACGGCCGUAUUCCCUUCACCAAGUGAAGUCAUGUCAAUUUUAGUUCAGAGAGUUUUAGAGCAGUGAAUCACUGCCCUUUUGGACAAACUGUUAGAGAAAUCAUCUCUUGUCAAUUUACCUUCCGUGGAGGAAGGUGAGCUCCUAUUAGUGAGUACGAUUAACCAAUUUCCUUCAUUAUUAUCAUCCAAGUGCCAGUUUUGACAGCAGGCUGAUGCCAAUGUACUUUGUAUUUGAUUUGAGGUUUCGGUAUCUUCGAAUGCUGGCAGUGGCGUAUGAAAAGACCUAAGAGCUAGCAAGAGAUCUACAAGCUGUAGGAUGUGGUGACUUGGAUGUUGAUGGUGUAAUGUAAGUGGUAGUCUAAGUGCUCUAGUCUUGCUUCAUGGCAACUUUCAAGCAGGACAUUUGACUCUAUUAAUUUUAUGUACCUUACCCAUCUUAGGAGGGCAGAUUGCAAUGCCAAGGUGCAUCCCUAGUUACUAAACAGGUCAUAGUCUUUCUAGUUAGGCUCUCAAAUUGGCACCCUAGAAUUGUCUUCUUAUUAGAGGUGUUCAUGUUAAACAUAUUUACCUACAGUUGAAGAUGAUAGAUAUAUAUUAAAGACUUUUACCUACAGUUAGGAGAUGUAAGUAAAAGCUAAUGACUUUUACCUACACACAAUACAUAGUAGGUAAAACCUAUAGUGACAGACAAUUAGUCAUCAUUAUACGUCUUCUCAAAGUUGAUGGAAGAAAUGUCUAUAGGACAAAGUCUAUCAUACAUUUA